AUGCCAAAGCGGCGCAACACCGGUGAAGGUCAUCCGGAUCAUCGAAAGGCGAAGAGUAUUGCCGAUAUUAACGUCUCGUCUAGUCAGCCACCAAAUAUCUUUGACAAUAUUCUGAUUGCUCAAAGGCGUCAAGCGGAUGAAGAACAAAAAGUAGCAGCUGCUGCCGCUCAAAAAUUCUCGAUUUCUUUCCUGCCACCAACUGGACAAAUCUUCCCGCCCCAUCUCUCGAAUAAUACGUUUAUUAAUAAUCAAACGACGACUAAUAAAGUGAUGGCACCGUUGACUGGAACUGGCACUGGAAAGAGCACAUCGACACGGAGCAAAGAGGGAGAGUAUCAGCUCAUCAAAAACGAGCUCCUGUGCUCACCAUACGGAAAUCAAUACGAAGUGCUCGAAUUUCUGGGAAAAGGAACGUUUGGACAAGUGGUGAAGGCGUGGAAGAAGGGAACCAGCGAAAUUGUGGCCAUUAAAAUUUUGAAGAAUCAUCCGGGCUACGCGAAACAGGGACAAGUCGAAGUGUCGAUUCUGUCAAGGCUGAGCAAUGAGAAUUCGGACGAAUUCAAUUGUGUGCGCGCCUUUGAGUGCUUCAAUCACAAGAAUCAUACGUGUCUGGUGUUCGAAAUGUUGGAACAGAAUUUGUAUGAUUUUUUGAAGCAGAACAAGUUCAUGCCACUGCCACUCAAUGCGAUUCGACCAGUCAUGUUUCAGGUCCUAACCGCUCUGAACAAGCUCAAACAAAUGGGACUGAUUCAUGCGGAUUUGAAGCCCGAGAACAUUAUGCUGGUCGCGCCACAACAACAACCCUAUCGAGUCAAGGUUAUUGAUUUUGGAAGUGCUUCGCAUCGGAAUAAGGUUGUCCCCAACACGUAUCUUCAAAGCAGAUACUAUCGCGCCCCCGAAGUGAUCCUUGGUCUUCCAUUCAGCGAGGCGAUCGACAUGUGGUCACUGGGAUGUGUCAUUGCGGAGCUUUUCCUCGGAUGGCCACUGUAUCCAGGAAGUUCGGAAUAUGAUCAGAUUAGAUUCAUAAUCCAAACUCAAGGACUUCCACCCAACUCGAUGCUCGACAACGCGGGAAAGCUGACUCGCUACUUCCGAGAGCUCAAAUCGGACAUGCCAAACAACAAUCGCGGAAGCUACUACCGUCUGAAAACCGUGGAAGAGUACGAAAUGUCAAAUGGCUCAGCAGCGAAAUCCAAGGAAACUCGAAAGUACAUUUUCAACUCUCUAGACGACCUAGCUCGCAUUUGCCAUGGAUUCGAGUCAGCGCCAACUGAACAGAUUUGCGAGAGUUUGGAUCGCCAAGAGUUUAUGGAUGUUCUGAAGAAGAUGUUGGUACUCAACCCGGACUACCGUAUCACCCCGGCCGACGCCCUUGAGACCCAAUUCAUCAAAAUGAGUCAUUUGACGACUCAGGGGUUCUCGAACUACCUCCAUGAGGCCAACAAGCGGAUGGAGAUUUGUAGAAAGGGUGGACCUGUGGUCCCGACCAACCAUCAGUUCCGUAGUCCGGUCCCUCCGAAGAUUCAGCCUCCGAUUAUGGCGGUGCUAAACAAUCCGAUGUUGCCGACGUCGACAGUGGUUGCUCAGCCGGAUCUUCAGAAUUUGAUGCAUCACUACUCGCAGACUGCAGCGCCGGCACCAGCGGCACCAAUGUUUUAUCAACCGAUCCCGGCACAACCGCUGAUUCAGUUUACACAACUUCACCAUCCCUUCAUCCAACCACACUUCCUCUCGCUCGCCCCAUCAUCUCAUAUGGUUCCGCAGUUUGUUCCCGUACCCAUUAUGGACCCAACACUUCUUCAGGGUCAAUGGCAACAGGGAGCCGCCGCCGCCGCCGCCCAAGCUCAAUUCGCCGUCCUGGCCAGUGACAUGAUGAGAGGAGGAGCACAGGCACCGGCUCCAUCCGUCGGAGGACCAUCGUUGAACCAGCUGGGUCUGGGUUUCGGCACCCCGAUGAACUUUUUGAGUCCACCGGCGCUUCCAAAUUUGCCGGCGACCGCCGGACCACAGCCGCAAAUGGCCAACCCGUUUAAUGGAGCAGCUGCACAACAGCCGACACCGUUUUUGGAUGAGCAGAAUGCGUGGAAUCUGGCGAAUGGGUUGCUCCAGCAGCAACUUCAACGACACCAACAGAUUCAUCAGAAUUUGAAUGCUCAGCAGGCUCAGGCUCCGGCUCCGGCCGCCCAACAGCAGCCGCCAUCGGUCAUUUUGUUGUCCAGCGAUGAGGAUAGCAAUCCAGCGACUUGA
Messenger RNA from Caenorhabditis briggsae, 2247 nucleotides. Bases 1 to 2247 code for a protein of 748 amino acids. The record is from RefSeq and is a predicted model, not a curated record. Gene Ontology annotation, molecular function: protein tyrosine kinase activity; ATP binding; protein serine/threonine kinase activity. Gene Ontology annotation, cellular component: nucleus; cytoplasm. NCBI's taxonomy places the organism in Eukaryota, Metazoa, Nematoda, Chromadorea, Rhabditida, Rhabditidae. The transcript is spliced from 8 exons. Gene Ontology annotation, biological process: peptidyl-threonine phosphorylation; peptidyl-serine phosphorylation.